GGCUACAGGUUUGUCAACUUCGGCGACCGCAUGUCCUGCAAGAGGUGCAACUGCCCGAAGUCGUCGCACUUCGGAGGCUCGCCCAAGGAGAGCGCGCCCUCCUUCAAGGCGACGGAGAGCCUCAAGCUGGCCAUGGCGCUGGAGGAGAUCAAGCAGCUCAAGGCUCCCAGCAGCGCCAGCGCCUUGGGCUCGUCAACGAGCAGCUGGUGGACCCUGCGGCGCUGGGCCGACAUUGUGGACGAGGGCGACGAGGCGCUCCGCUCGGCUGCCAUCGCCAAGAAGGCCAGGCUCGAGGCGGAGGCGGAGCAGCUGCGCCAGGCGCUCUUCCUCGCGAAGCCGAAGGACGUGCAGCUCAAGAGCCUUGCGGACCAGAUCAAGAAGCUGGAGCAGCAGCAGGAGAAGGGCCGCGGCGACCUCGCGGCGGUGGAACUGCAGCAGCAGGAGCUCGCGGCCCAGGCGACGGAGCUGCGCGCGGCCGACGUCGAGCGGGGGGCGAGGCUGGUCGAGCUCAAGGCGGAGCAGGCCCGCAUGGUGGGCAGGCUCGCGGCCCCUCCUGCUGAGCCUGCUGCUGGCUUGGAUGGCGUCGUGGAGGUGGGCGGCUGCAAGUUCACGGCGGACUUUUUGGGCAAGGUCCUGGGUCGCUUCGGCGUGGAGGGCGAGUUGCACGACGCGCUGCGGGCCCAGGCGACCCAGCACGAGCAGCAGCACAGGGCCGCCAAGGAGGCGGAGGCCGCUGCUGCGCGGGCUGCGGCGGCCGAGCAGCGCGCUGCUGCCGCUGGGCCGGGGGCGCCUGCAGACGCCCCCGCAGCAGCGCCGCCUGGCGGCAGCCGCGCCCCGAUCCCAGGUGAAGGGGUCUCUGCAGGCGAGGACGCCAUGGACGAUGAGGGGCUCGACGUGGAGGUCCAGCUCAAGUUCUGCCAAGCCUUCGGGGCAGCCCCGUCGGCUGGAGAGGGCGGCGUUCGCCCUGCUGAUGACGUGGUGCGCGACGCCUUCAACAGGUCUGCGCUGAGCACGGCGCGUCGCCGCCCAAGCGGGCGCGCACUGCGGCCCGAGGGCACGGUCGUCGCCAUGACGGACGACAACUUCGACUUGGAGGCCUACUACAGCACGCUGUACGAGGCCGACGAGCAGGCGGCCCUGGAGCUGGGUGGCUUUGACUUCUGGGGCGCUGGUCGCCAGGGUCAGAUGCCCAGCCAGGGCGGUCAGGCGGCGCAGUCCCCUGCUCCUGGCUGGAUGGCCGCCUGCGAGGCGGCGGAGGCUGCUGGGGCGCCUGGUGGUGCGGCGCUGGCGCGGGCGCGGGCUGGGGCGCUGCUGGCGAGCGGCGCUGGUGCUGCGCUGGGCUGCGGCGAGGACGGGAGGCUGCAGACCCCCGCUGGGCUGCAGGGGGUGGUCGGCCUUCAAGGCUACGGCCCCAGGAUGUCAGAAUGGGUUGACCAGGCGAGGACUCCUGACUGGCAACCUCAGGGAUUCAGCCCCUCGACGCCACAGCCUCUCCCCCACAAGGACUCCGAGUUCGUUGCGCAGCAGAACAUCGGGGACCAGGUGUUCGGCGAGUUCGGGUCCCUUGAAGGUGCCGCCCCCCCGCGGGUCCCCGACGCGACUGCGUCGGCCAGUGCAGCGCACUUGGAGCGGCUGCUCGCUGGCAAGCCCAAGCCGAUGGCGAAAGCAGGGUGCUGCCUGGCCACAGUGAAUGCCUCGUCGUGGGGGCCGCUGGGCGAGUACCUCCUGAGGGCUGACGGCAAUUCGACGCUGGCCAUCGCGGUUCAGGAACACCACCGUCUGGCCAAGGACCUGGCGACGCAGCAGCGGGCGUCUAAGGACGCGGGCUGGCAUGGAGUAUGGAGCGCGGCCAAUCCGCCUUCGACGUCGACCUCGGGUUCCGUCGGUGGCGUAGCGGUGCUGGCUCCCACCGUAGUCUCAGUCACGGCGCCCCCUGGGUGUGACUCCCCCGUGUUGGUGCCGGGGCGCCUGGUGGCGGGGCACGUGCGUGCUGGCCUUGCUGGCGGCGUGGUGGUCCUCAGCAUCUACCGGCACGACGGCGAAGGGCGUUCGGGCAACAACCUGGGCAUCAUUUGGCAGCUGGCGCAGUACCUGGGGCGGCUCGAAGCCGAGGGCCACCACUGGGCGGUCAUGGGGGACUGGAGCACGGGGGCGGACGAGCUCGAUUUUGGCUGGGUCGGCAAGCUGCGGGCCCAGGUUCGGCAGGCGAGCGGCCAGUCGUGCAGGCAGGGUGGCGGGUCCAACAUCGACUACUUCGUGGUGUCCAAGAGCCUCAUCCCCUUCACAGGAGAGGCUCACAUCCUGGACGUCGGCGCCCACACGUGGCCGCACUGGCCCGUCCGCUUGCCGCUGUGCCAGGUGCGCGUGCAGGCCGUGCAGCAGGUUAUCGACGAGCCCAAGCCGAUCCCCAGGGAGGCGGCCAAGCCUGGCUGCGCCCGCCCGCCCUGGCGCUGGGGCGCGUUCGCGAGGUGUGUGGACGCCGUCGCGGCCCACGCCUGGGCGGCGCUGGCAGGUUGGGCGUCGGAGCUCCUGAAGAAGCAGGCCUACCUGGCGAAGCUGUUCGGCGCUCUGAAGGAUCACCCUGUCGAGGAGGGGGCCAAGCCCGCGGCGGCACGUGCCAUGUGCAUGUGCGCGAUUGCAAAGGCCCUGGUGCACUUUCAGCACUUCCUGGAGUCCCUGCACGGCCAUGGGCACUGGCAUCACCUCCCGAGAUGGACGCGCAAGCCCUUCCUGGAUGAUGCGGACUUCGGCAACGAGGCUCGGGCGCAGGACCUCAGGCGGGUGUUGCAGGCGGCGGAGCAAGGGCAGCGCAAGCAGGCCAAGGGAGACGAGGCCCGCUGGAAGGAGUGGGUCGACGGGGCUUUCCUGGGAGGAGCAGGCGCCGCCCACGCCGCCUCCAAGGCCCCCGUUCUUCAGGAAGUGCUCCCAGAUCACCCGUCGGAGGGGGCGCAGGCGCUAGUGGCCAGGGAGUUGCAGCCAUGGGUGGACAUCUGGAACUAUCACGGCCUGACCCGCAUGGUGCAUGCAGUGCGGGACGUGGUCCGAUCCUUCCCGUGGCGCACGGGCGUGGGCCAAUCAGGCAUACCUCCGAGGGCGCUGGGGGACCUGUCCGACGACGCGCUCCUGGCCAUGACCGCGGUCUUCCACAAGUGCGAGGAGCUGCUGGUAUGGCCGAGCAGCCGCCUCAUCAACACCAUGGUGCGGCUCCCCAAGCCCGACGGCGGCUGUAGGCUCAUCUGGCUCAUGCCGACGCUGGUGCGCGUGUGGAGUCGGGCCCGCAGGCCUGUGACGAAGGCGCGGGAGCUGGACAACCCCUCGGAACUGGUCUGGGGCACGGGGCCAGACAGAGCCAGCUCGGACUCGGCGUACGAGCUCAAUUUGGCCAAGGAGCAGGCGAAGCUCGGCGGCUGGGACUCUGCCCAGGCCGCCCUGGACCUUUGGAAGGCCUACGAGAUGGUGGCGCCCGAGGGAAACAUCGCGGGGUGUGGGCACGCCAACUCGCUGCUGAUGGUGCUCACCCUGCGGGCCCUGCGCAAGACACAUGCCCUGGCGCCGUCGGUCACCCAGCGGGGCCUGGUGGACGACGUCACCCUGGACUGGAGCGGGCCCAAGGAGGCGGACGACGACAGCCUGGUGACAGCGCUGAGCAGCUUCUCGGUCGACAUGAUGAAGCAUUGGGUGCGCAACCUGGGCCACGAGCUGCACGGGCGGAAGGUCCUCCGCACUCAGGAGAAACGCCGCCUGCAGGCCCUGGCUGAAAGGCGAGGGCGCAUGGCCAUGCUCAGGCGGGCUGCUGGGAGGCGCGCUGCCGCCCUGGUUGCCACAGGGCUCUCGCCGUCGGCGGGACAUGGCGCAGGGGUCUCGGGGCUAGCUGGCAAGCCUCUGGCCCAGCUGCGUACGCUGGCGGCGGCCACCGCUGGGGCCAAGGCGGGCUGCGGCACGGCGGCCGUCAUGGUGCUGCAGAGGCGGGUGGAUUUCGACCCGAUCUACGCCGCCACGGCCCCGCUGGUUUGCAGGCUGGCCAGUCGCAUCUGGGGGGGGCGCGGUUCUUUGGCUGAGCUGGCGGCUACCUGGCAGGUGCUGGCUGCGGAUGCGCGAGCGGGCUCCCUGUCUUGGGCUUCGGUGCUGGGGCCGCUUGGGGCUACCUGGCUUUCGCUCGCGCGCAUCGGCUGGGGCAUGGCAGCCGCCUGGGCCCUGCGGACCGACCAGGGGGAGGUCAUCUCUUUGCUGCGGGUGGCCCCCAGGGGCGUCAAGGACGCGCUCGUGGAUGGCAUCCAGCGCUGGCAGUGCAGGAGGCUGGCCGCCCACUUGCCCGAGAGCGGCGGCGAGGUGCUCUGGCCGCGGGCCGCGCGGGCUAUUGCCAGGCGGUCUCGGCCCGCUGCUGAGUUGGGGGCCGUCCAGGCCCUGUGGGCAGGCGGCCACUUCACCAUGGUCUGGCGCUCUGCCCACGGCUUCGCCACCACGGAGCUGUGUCAGGCUUGCGGCCAGGCCAAGGACACCCUGAUGCACAGGUGGUGCGCCUGCCAUGAGGUCAUGCGGCCACGGGACGAGGAGCUGGAGCAGGAGGAGCCCUUUCGCAAGCCGAUCGCGGCCAUGCACACGCAGAUGGCGGAGGCCGAGCAGAAGUGGACCAUCGGGGACAGCGAGCUGCCGUUGGCCUAUGGCCUGCCGCUGCUGCCUGCCCUGCCGCCUCCUGCGCCUGCUGCGAGCGUCACCUUCGAGUGGGGAGCCGCGCAGGUGGCCUGGCCUGCGGUCGUCUACACAGAUGGGUCAGGCCACGCCUCGCAGGUGCAUGGGGCGCGCAGGUGCGGCUGGGCGGCCGUGGCCCUCAGGCCCGACGGGAUGCCGCUCAAAGCCGCCUAUGGGCCGCUGCCUGGGCCGCGCCAGACUGUGGGCAGGGCCGAGCGGCAGGCCUGCCUGGCACCCCUGUCUCAGGCGGGGGAGGUCCAGCUGAUCGUCAGCGACCUGCAGUCGCUCGUCACAGAGGGCAACCUUUGGAGCCCCACGGCGCAGGCGGCUAGCGCGAGGCACGCCAGCACAUGGCGGCAGCUCCACGCAGCUGCGGAGGAGCGAGGCAGCCCGCCCCCGCGCUUCAGAUGGGCGCCUGCCCACAGCACCCUGGAGCAGGCGCUGGAGGAGGGCAUCGGGCCCAUGGACUGGCUUGGGAACUGCUGGGCGGACUUCUUCGCCAACCUGGGGGCCGCCGAAACGAGGCUGCCCAACAACACGGUGGAGGCGCUCAAGGCGGAGUUGCAGCGGGCGCUGGACACCGCCACGUACUUGGGCUGGGCGGCGGCGCGCGUCUGCCAGCUGGAUCUCUGGCGGCCGCUCGGGGACGACGGGGAGCUCCAGCGCCGGGCAGAGCUCAAGUGCCCCGCCCCUCCCAAGCUCAGUCUCACGCGGCACGAGUACCAGGCGAUCAGCGCCAGAGGGGUCCAGCGCCUCCACUGCGGACGGGAGGCGCACACCGAGAAGGCACGCUCACUGCUGGACUGCCGCCCGUGCCAACCGUCGGCGCUGGGGCGGUUGCGCGCGGCUCGCAGCCGUGAGGUUGGCGGGGCGCAGCUGCUCGCCAGCUCGGCCAUGGUGGACGCGGGGCUCCAGGCGGCGGCUUUGUGCGAAGCAGAGCAGGUUGGCCACAGCAGUGCGGCGCCUGAGGUAGGCCAGGCCUUCGGCCCCACGGAGGGCGGCGCGACGGGCAACGAGUUCGAGCGCAAGGCGCAGUACCUCCUGGCGGCGGCGAAAGGCAACUCGGCAUGCGUUGCAGGCCACGACCUGCUGGCCAUCGCGACUUGGGAGCGAGCGGGCCCUCUGGAGGCCACACUGUGCACGCUGGCCAGCUCGUGGAUCACGGACCUGCUGGACCAGAGCCUUGCCUACGCCUCGUGGAUGGAGGAGUGCGUGGACUACGUCUACAGGCUGCUGGGGGAGGCUGCCUUUCGAAGCUUCUUCGCGUACACGACGACCCCCGAGUCGCGCAGCGCGGAGCGGCUCAGGAAGGCCAGGGGGUUCUGCGAGCGCGGUUGGCGGGACGGGAGCCCCUGCCGCGAGACCCGCAUUGACGAGGCCCUCCAGCUGGAAGGGGGGCUCAGGGAUGCCCGUGCGCAGCGCCUGCGGUGUUACCACUGGGCGGCGCGUGCCUACCUCAGCGGCCGCGGCAAUGCUCGUCACGCUGGAGGGAGGCAAGGACACCUGUACGGCCACUGGCCGCCUGAGGCCCUGCCUGGUCCCAACGGCCUGCCCUCGGCCGACGGCGGCGACCACGGCGCCGAGGGCGACCAUUGGGAGGACUUCGACGACGCCGACAUGGAGGUGAUCAGGGGCCUGACGGCCCAGGACGUGCAGGCGGCCAGGCAGCGCGUGGCCGAGCGGGAGAGGGCGGCGACGACGAAGGACCCCAGCGCCCAGCGGGUCCGAGGCCUGACCCCGCCCCGCGGCGCCGCAGCAGCGCGGGCCAGGCUGCCAACCGUUCGCGCUCGCCGCCAGGCCGAGCGGGCCAGGAGGCUGGAGGUGCGGGCCCCAGCGCGCCUGGCAGCCCAGCGGAAGCUGAUCGACGCCGCCGACAGCCCAGCGAAGCUAGCCUCCCGCUUAAGGGUGCGACGGCGCCGACGGGUUGGCCCCAGCAGUUCGGACAGCAAUGCGACGGGCCUUGGGGAUUUGCGCCGCACGCUGCAGGGCUUUGCUGGAUGCUGGGUGUUCGACCUGCGCGAUCCUGACGGCGCGGGGGUAGCCUGGCUGGCAUGGGCUGCGCAGUAUGUGCUGGAGUGGCUGGCCCGCCCUGGCAACGCCGCCGAGCGCGAGGAGGCCAUCCAGCGGGCUGGGUCCAUUGGGCUGCGGGCCCUCGUGCACGCGUUGGUCCGCCAGGCCUGGACCAUGAAGGCGUCGGUGCGCAGGGCGGCGGUCGGGCACCUGCUGGGCCUCUCGACGCUGGAGGAGUGGAUGCACGUGGCGGCCUUGCAGUGGGCCACAGUUGACGAGAUCAUGUGCACCAUCAGGGGCAUCGUCGGCGAGGCGGCGGCCAAUCUCCCUGCCCCACCUGGCUUCGCGGGGCCCAUCCCUGGCCUUGGCCCUGUGGGCGUGCGGGAGCCGCCCAGGAGCGCUCGGCUUCCGCGGCCCGUCGGCCUCUCGGUGCUGGGCGGCUACCUGGCAGUGCGGCAGCCGUGGCGCAACCCGCAGUUACCGUUGCUGCAGCAGCGGGGCCUCGACGCCAGCGACGAUGACGACGUUGCUCCGCACCCUGGUGCAGCCCCGUCAGGCCUGCCCCCGCCGCCGCUGGCGGCCGCUGCGGUGUCUGGCGGACAGCCGCCAGAGCCAGGGGUUGGCAACCACAGGCGCUGGCAGGUCGAGACGGCGACGCAGGGCUCAGACUCCAGCGAGGGCCCCAGCCUGGGCGGCAACCCCGCCGUGGCGGCGGCCAUCAAUGGUAUGCCGCCGUGGCACCUGAUGGGCGCGGGGGACGCGGGCGGCGACGGUGCGGCCGCUGGCCUGGCGCCCUGGGAGCCCGACGGCGCGGCGGGCGACGCGGACGGGAGCGCGGCGGAAGGGGCGCGGGCCUGGCGGCCCCCCGCUCGCAGCAGCCUGCGCUCUGGCGGCGGCGGCGGCAGCGGGGCCUGGCCUGGCCAACAGCUGCGCUGGGGCAGCGGCGGGACAGGCGCCAGCGAGGUCCAGGAGCCCGCAUCGUGGGGCCCCAGGCAGGCAGCCGCGGGGCGAG
Molecule: messenger RNA, 7711 nt
Organism: Prorocentrum cordatum
Lineage: Eukaryota; Dinophyceae; Prorocentrales; Prorocentraceae
Source: the annotation of a GenBank genome assembly